Messenger RNA from Catharus ustulatus (Swainson's thrush), 513 nucleotides. Its product is annotated as proline-rich protein 2-like. The coding region runs from base 1 to 513 and encodes 170 amino acids. The record is from RefSeq and is a predicted model, not a curated record. The transcript has a single exon. NCBI's taxonomy places the organism in Eukaryota, Metazoa, Chordata, Aves, Passeriformes, Turdidae.
AUGGACCCCCCAGACCCCCGCGGACCCCCCCCUGGGCACACGGAGACCCCCCCGGACAGCCCAAGACCCCCCAUGAAACCCCCAUGGACCCACAUGGACCCCCCCAAGACCCCCUCGGACCCCCCCAUGGGCACCCAGAGACACCCGGAGACCCCCAUGGACACCCCCGGACCCCCCCCGGACCUCCCCAUGGGCACACGGAGACCCCCAUGGACCCACACAGACCACCCCAAGACCCCCCCGGACCCCCCCAUGGGCACCCAGAGACCCCCAUGGACCCCCCAUGGACCCACAUGGACCCACAUGGACCCACAUGGACACCCGGACCCCCCCCAUGGACACCCGGACCCCCCCAUGGGCACACGGAGACCCCCAGAGACACCCAUGAAACCCACACGGACACCCCCGGACCCCCCCACGGGCACUCAGAGACCCCCAGAGACCCCCAUGGAACCCACACGGACCCCCCCAUGGACACACAUGGACCCCCCAUGGACCCCCAGACCCACAUAG